AUGGAGGCGCGCGACGAUGGAGAAACGUUUCUUCGCGAUGCGCGUUCGUGCGGGGACGCCGCGGCGCGCGAGACGAACGACGGGGGAGGUCGAGCGCGGGUGUGCUUGCCGCGGGUCGUUUCAAGCUUCGGCACUUUCGGGUGUGGGGAGAGGCGAAGAGGAGAAGAGAAGACGAGGAGACGCGCGAAGGCGCGCGCGAAGGCGACGGCAUCGACUGACGUAAAAUUAUUUAAAUCUUCCACGCAGGCGCUGAAGAGUCUGAAUCCCGCGCACCUGAAGGCGCUGCUCGGACAAGAAGUGCUCAUGACGCUGAGCGACGGGACGACGAGGCAGGGGACGGUGUACUCUCUGGAUCCGGAGUCGUUCACCAUCGUGCUCGCCACGGGAACGGACGGUGUGCGCGCGAAUGGCUCGUUGCGAGACGAUGCGUGCGUGAUCGUGCCCGGGCACGCGGUAAAGGCGGUGGAGGUUGUGGGGGGGAACGCGCUCGCGCUGGACGCGCUGAGUAAGACAAAGACAAACGGGAACGGGUGGAUGACGAGCGGCGGUGAACAAGGAGACGCGAUGACGAAGGCCAUGAAGUCGAUGAGUGCCUCGAGAACGAAUUCUUGGGGGGCAAAUAGCACGUACGCCGGCAUGACGGCACUCCUGAAACCGAGCGCUGGGACGCAGUUGGAGAGAGUCAAGCGGUGCUUACGCGCCAACAUGGUGCCUUUCACGGAACGUCCGGCGCCAGAUGGGCCGGGUGACGUCGAAUUGCUCGUUCUUGGCUCGCUCGUCGUGAGUUACCCGUUCACCGCGGAUUCCUGCGCGUGCCCGAACGAAAUAGUUCUCGCGCGCGUGCGAGAACUCAUCACCGCCGGGUGCCCGGAAGUCGCCAACGGAGCGCAGAGCGUGGCGUAG
Messenger RNA from Ostreococcus lucimarinus CCE9901, 903 nucleotides. RefSeq lists its product with no specific name. Gene Ontology annotation, biological process: spliceosomal complex assembly; spliceosomal snRNP assembly. Gene Ontology annotation, cellular component: nucleus; SMN complex. The transcript has a single exon. The coding region runs from base 1 to 903 and encodes 300 amino acids. NCBI's taxonomy places the organism in Eukaryota, Viridiplantae, Chlorophyta, Mamiellophyceae, Mamiellales, Bathycoccaceae. The record is from RefSeq and is a predicted model, not a curated record.